Molecule: messenger RNA, 3405 nt
Organism: Limanda limanda (common dab)
Lineage: Eukaryota; Metazoa; Chordata; Actinopteri; Pleuronectiformes; Pleuronectidae
Product: transcriptional repressor p66 alpha-like
Exons: 11
Coding region: 126-2348 (740 amino acids)
Biological process (GO): negative regulation of transcription by RNA polymerase II
Cellular component (GO): NuRD complex
Molecular function (GO): sequence-specific DNA binding
Source: RefSeq, a predicted model, not a curated record
AGGGCCGAAAAAAAAAGAGGAUAUCCCCUGGCUUUGAAAAAAGCAACGAUUUCCCGAGGUUCACUGCAGACUAAACAUCCCCGGGUCGACCAUCGGCGACGAUCAGGCCACGAAGCGACCGAGGGAUGUCUGAGGAGGCCGUGCGCCAGACGCGCAGCCAGAAGAGGGCGCUGGAUAAGGAUUCUGACCCCCAGUCUUUAGAAUCCUCCGAUGCUGAAAAUGACAGCAAAAAGCCUAAACUGGACCCAUCAGAACCCACAGCACAGGCUGAAACUGCACCAAACCCUGACCCUCUCAUGGUGCAGGAUGGUCAGAGCCGGACUAGCACCGGAUCAGAGGACGAGCAAGAGCGAGAGCAAGAGCCGAGCAGCUUGCCUUUACCUUUGCCUUUAGUGUUACCAUCGGCCUCCCAGCCGGUUAAAGAUGAUGAGGAGACAACCCAGACCCAGGAGGUGGCGGAACCCAGCGUUGACAAUCGGAUGGACUGCAAUGAUAAAGCCAGCAGGACGGAGCCAGCUAUAGAUACGAAGAACCGGACUCGACCGACAGAGCCAAAGGCGUCAGGUGGCAUGCUGGCUGCGGGCGAGGUGAAGGCCACCAUUAAAGUGGAAGUUCAGAUGGGGGAGCAGCCUGUGGAUAUGAGCACGUCAAAGGGCAGUAUAAAAAGGGAGAAACGCCCUCCGUCCCCUGAAGAUGAUGAUGAUGAUGUCAUCAUCCUGUCAGAUAAUGACUCCCCGAGUCCUCCGAGGAACGGCCUGAGCCACUUUAAGGAGCUGGACACCGACUUUCUCAUGAAGAGCAGCCCUGAGGAGAGGGAGCGAAUCAUCAAGCAGCUGAAGGAAGAGCUGAGGCUGGAGGAGGCCAAGUUGGUUUUGCUGAAGAAACUCCGACAGAGCCAAAUACAGAGGGACACUCUCCAGAAGCCGUCGGGUCUGUCUGGCUCCUCUGCUCCUCCUCCUCUUAUACGAGGGACCAUUGCAAGCAGUAAAGGCUCCCAGCAGAUUUUGACGGGCAGGAGUUCAGGCACGGUCAUUCCUCCGCCAUUGGUAAGAGGAGGGCAGCAGAUCUCGUCCAAACAUGGCUCCCAGAUCAUCAUGCCGCCUCUGGUCAGAGGGGCGCAGCAGAUCCAGGCUCUCCGCCAGCACCAGCAGCAGCAGCUGUCUGCCUCCGGGGGCUCGGGCUCAGGACCCCCUCCUCUGCUUCUGGGCUCCAGGAACUCAGCCCCUACAGCCCAGGGCCAGAGAGGGAUGAUGCAGUCAGGCCUCAUCAGAGUUGGAAAUAGUGGUAACAUGAUGAUGUCACAAUCCAGUUUGAAGGGCUCCUCCUCAGGAAGCAGCGGUUUGUCUGGAGUCAACGACUCUCCAGCCAGCCGCCAAGCUGCAGCUAAACUCGCCCUGAGAAAGCAACUGGAGAAGACCCUCCUGGAGAUCCCCCCGCCCAAGCCCCCUGCCCCAGAGUUCAACUUCCUGCCUUCAGCAGCCAAUAAUGAGUUCAUCUACCUGGUGGGACUGGAGGAUGUGGUACAGAAUCUGCUGGAUACCAUACACAGAGGGAAGACAGGUGUAGCACUGUCCAAGGCCAUUAGCAAAGACCCCCUCAUCUGCACUCAGUGCAACACUGACUUCACCUGUCGCUGGAGGCACGACAAGACUAAAGUGCUUUGUGAGGACUGCAUGUCGUCCAAUCAGAAAAAGGCUCUAAAAGCCGAGCACACCAGUCGGCUGAAAGCUGCGUUUGUCAAAGCGCUGCAACAGGAGCAGGAAAUCGAGCAGCGAAUCUUCCAGCAGACGUCGUCAGGGUCCCACGGUGGCUCCUCAUCCUCUUCAUCACUGAAGGCAGAGCAGCUGAUGUCUCAGCAACUGAAGCAGGCUCAUGCCAGAGCGUCCUCCCUCCAGCACCACCACCAGGCCAGCCGAGCAGCCAACAUCCUCCACCAUCACGCCAUCAAGAGUUCCCAGGGCCAGCUGUCCCACAGUGUCUCAUCAAUGGGCAUGAGGGGCCUCCCCCAUUCCUUCUCCUCCUCCUCCCAGCUGCAGAGUGCGGUGGCGGCGGCAGCCUUGGUCACCCGGCCAGGUAAGCACGCCCAUGUUCCCCACCGUUCUGUCCAGAGUUCAAAGGUGAGCAGCAGUGGAAUCGUCGGCGGCAGGAUUAUCAGCGGAGGCAGUGCCUCAUCCACUGCAUGGAAGAAGCAGAGCAACAGCAACACAGGAGUGACUAUGGCCUACGUGAAUCCCAGCCUGACCGGGCACAAGACGUCGGCUACUGUGGACGCUCGUCAGAGGGAGUACCUGCUGGACAUGAUCCCCUCUCGCUCGUCCCUAUCGCAGACUGCAAACACAUGGAAAUAGUACUCUUCUAUUACUCCAUUAGAUCCUCAGCUCCAAUAAUAAGGUCAACAGCACCCCCUGGCGGACUGUUAACCAAAUACAGUUUCUCAAAUUGGAAAAAAAAAAGAUCCUUCCUUACUCACUCUUUGUUGUUUUAGUUUUCUUAUUUUCUGUUGUUUAUCUUGAGGUUCUUUGGUUAUGGUGCAGAAAUAAUUUUUGAUUUGAUUGAGGCAAAUAAGGAAAAACAAAUACUUGAAGGGCUUCCCCUCUGGGUACCUCUGUCCUGCACAGCGGGCAGAUAUAAUAAAAGUAAGAGGUUAUGUCAGCAGUGAGUGUGCUGAUAAACACGAGGACUCUGUUCUUUCUGCCAUGAUGUGGGUCAAACUGACCAGACCUUUGACACUUGAAUGGUUAUAGUCAUACCCAGGAGUUUACUUCCAGAAUACAUUUAUCAUAAGCAAAAACAACUGAGUUGUAAAAUGUUCAGUACAUCACCCCUGUAGUUAAAGGUUUGACUUUAUUUUGUAUUUACUUUAAGUUAUUUUGACUGAUGUUAAAAAUCACUCUGUAAAUUGUGGUUUCCACAGAUAAAGAGUUAGUUCUAGCUUUGUAUUUUUUUUCCUCUUCCUGUUUAACAGCAUGCCUCCCCUUAACCUCUCUGUUCAUUUCGCACCUUAGCUGACGAAGCAUGGUGUUGUUGCUUAAUUCAUCUGUAAUUACCAUCUGUAUUUUGCUUAUUUUAUAUCCGUGUCAACAUUGUAAGGUUAUUUUUGAGUGUUAUGUCAGUGCUGAAAUAAUGCAAACAGAAUUUGCCACAUUGGAGCCAGUGACCUUGCCUCCAAUUUUUACAACUUUAAUCCAGCAUAUAGAUGACUCUGAAUCCGUUGUAAUCAGGAUCAUCUCCCUGGUCCCGAGACCCUGGAAAACACAAGACCAUUUUUUAUCUUGUACCUCUCGACGUAUUGCAUAACUUCUCUGCUUCCCGAUCUUAAUUGCAUUGUACAAACUUAUGUUAAAAUUUAUUUGGUUUACUUUUUCCUAGCUCCUAAAGAAAUAAUAAAAAAUUACCAAUUUUAAA